UGCUUUGCCUUCUGCGCAUGCGCUACCUCGAAAGGAGAGCUGUCGAGGUCGAAUCGUAGGAUUUCCUUAGUAUUGGUCAAACUACGGCAAAAAUGCCUACAGAUUUUGAUAAAGGAGCGUACCCAGAGCCUCCUCGGCAGACCCCGGCUGUGGACAAACAGACAGCGCUGCCAAACCCGGCCCUGAUUCUGUCGAAACUCUUCUAUUACUCCGUGGACUUGCCCGUCACCACAUUUAGAGAUGUUGUGGACAGCAUUCGGGCUAAAAACAGGUCCGUGUACUACCACCAAAAAUUCCGCCGUGUCCCGGACCUGACCGAGUGCCAGCAGGGAGAUUACCUCUGCUACUAUGAGGCAGAGAUGCAGUGGAGGAGAGACUAUAAGGUGGACCAGGAGAUCGUGAAGGUGAUCCAGGAGCGUCUGAGGGCCUGCCAGCAGCGAGAGGGAAGCAGCUACAACCAGAACUGUGCCAAAGAAAUACAGCAGUUCAACGAGGUGACCAAGAACUUCCAGUCACGCUACGGAGACCUGGGAGCGUACGCCAGUGGGAGGAAAUGUCUAAUGAAGCAGAAAGAACAAAUGAUGGCAGCUCAGGCCCAGAGUGCUUAAGAACAGUUCUCAGUCCAGUGUAAUAAUUGUAAAAUAAAAUGUAUGUCACAAAUCA
This is a messenger RNA of Xiphias gladius (swordfish), 663 nucleotides long. RefSeq names its product NADH:ubiquinone oxidoreductase subunit B10 (gene ndufb10). Lineage: Eukaryota; Metazoa; Chordata; Actinopteri; Istiophoriformes; Xiphiidae. The transcript has 4 exons. The record is from RefSeq and is a predicted model, not a curated record. The coding region runs from base 93 to 608 and encodes 171 amino acids.